AUGAACGUCCAGGAGACACCCUCCACGGACGUCGAGAUUGGAGGCAUCCGCACGCGCGGCUCCUUCCAAGCCGGCCAGAGUGAGACGCGCUAUUCGGUGCGCACUAAGAAGGAGGGCACCAAGGUAAUCCUGCAGGGUCUCACCGGCCACUUUCGUGCCGGCCGGCUGACCGCCCUCUUUGGGAGCAGCGGGUGCGGGAAGACAUCCCUGAUGGACGUGCUCGCCGGGCGGAAGACGACGGGCACGAUCGUGGGCGAGGUCCGCUUCAACGGCGCCACGUGCUUGAAGAAGAACAUCAAGCACCUCUGUGGCUAUGUCGAACAGUUUGACAAUCUCGUGCUCAGCGUCGAGCAGAUGCUCAUGUACACCGCCGAGCUCAAGCUGCCCGCGCUGACGCGGGCGCAGAAGCGCGAGCGGGUGGAGGAGGUAAUCGCGCAGCUGCGUCUCGAGGGCUGCCGCAAGACGGUCAUUGGCGGCGAGCUCGUCAAGGGCAUCUCGGGCGGGCAGAAGAAGCGUGUCAACAUCGGCCUCUCGCUCAUCACGCGGCCGCCCGUCCUCUUCCUCGAUGAGCCAACGACCGGCCUCGACUCGGCGAUGGCGGACGAGGGCCGUACCGUCGUCGCGACCAUCCACUCGCCGACUGCGAGCGCCUUCUCGCUCUUCGACGACCUUCUCAUGCUGCGCGACGGGCAGCUCGUCUACGCCGGAGAGUGCGGCGACGCCGCCGCCGACUACUUUUCGAAGCGGGCGCGCGCGCUCGCCGCGAAGCGGGCGCGCGGCUCGGCGGCCGGCGACGCCCUCGCCACCGCCACUCUCGCCGCAACCUUUCGGGAGAGCGACGCCUGGACCAGUCUCGAGGCGGAGCUGGCGCUGGCGCACGGCGACGGCACCAAGCCGCCGGUGGCGGUGCCGGCGCACUUGCGGCGUGCGUCGCCGCUGAGGGCGAUCCUCAUCCUGCUUAAGUACCGCGCGCUGACCGACUACCGCGACCCCGUCUACUUGGGGCCGCGCAUCGGCGACAAGCUCGUCUUCUCGCUCAUCGUGCUCACGCUCUACCUGGGCGAGGGCGGCGAGAUGGCGCCCGCAAAGGUCGCGGGCGUCACUGGCACACUCUUCAUGGUGACGGCGCUCUGCGGCUACGGCGCCGCCUCGGUGGUGCCCUCGCUCGUCCUCGACCGGCCGCUCUUCUACCGCGAGACAAACGACGGCUGCUACGGCCCCUUCGCCUACUUCACGUACAAGAUCAUCCAGGAGCGCCCCCGCCUGAUCCUCGCUGUCGCCGACCGGCGGCGCCCUCUCGCUCUGGUGCCGCAGGAGGGCUUCCUGUGCGUCUUCACGUCGCUCCUCUUCACCGUCGUCAUCUUCUGGGGCGUGCAGUUCCAGGGCAGCUUCUUCAUCCUGAUGCUCUCCUACUACCUGGUGACAAUGAUCUCGAUCGCACUCGCCUAUGCCAUCGCCUCGCUCGCGCCGACGCUCGAGGCGGCCUCCGCGAUGCUGCCGACUUACGUCACCACGGUCAUGUUCGUGGCGGGGCUCAUCAUGCUCACGGACGAGAUCCCGUCGCAGUGGGCGUGGUACGGCUGGACGUCCUUCAUCCGGUACGGCUGGGCGGCGAUGAUGAACAACCAGUUCCAGGGCCACCCGAACGGCGAGGCCAAGCUCUUCCUCGACGCAAACGGCACGGCCAUCACCGUGCUCGACUUUUACGGCCUGCGCGGCCCGGUGCUGGGCGACAAGUGGGCGUGCAUCGGCAUGCUCGUGGCCAUCUUCGCCGUCUUCUUCACGUGCGGCCUCGGCGUCCUCAGCAACAUCCGGCACGAGCGAAGGUAG
Molecule: messenger RNA, 1830 nt
Organism: Emiliania huxleyi CCMP1516
Lineage: Eukaryota; Haptophyta; Isochrysidales; Noelaerhabdaceae
Exons: 9
Coding region: 1-1830 (609 amino acids)
Cellular component (GO): membrane
Molecular function (GO): ATP hydrolysis activity; ATP binding; ABC-type transporter activity
Source: RefSeq, a predicted model, not a curated record